Molecule: messenger RNA, 1581 nt
Organism: Cryptosporidium ubiquitum
Lineage: Eukaryota; Apicomplexa; Conoidasida; Eucoccidiorida; Cryptosporidiidae
Product: pyruvate kinase
Exons: 1
Coding region: 1-1581 (526 amino acids)
Biological process (GO): glycolytic process
Cellular component (GO): cytoplasm
Molecular function (GO): magnesium ion binding; potassium ion binding; pyruvate kinase activity
Source: RefSeq, a predicted model, not a curated record
AUGAUUUCAAACGAUAAUUUGAAAAGGCUUGCAUCUACCUCUGCAGUGAUGAGCUGUACAUUGGGAAAAGCGACUUGUCUGGGAAUGGAUAAAAUCUGUUCCCCACUAGCGGACAAUGAUGUAACCCAAAGAAAGACACAGAUUAUUUGUACAAUUGGUCCAAGUUGUAAUAGUGUGGAGGCACUUAUUGGCUUAAUUGACAAAGGAAUGAGUGUUGCGAGACUUAACUUUUCUCAUGGUGACCAUGAAAGCCACUUAAAGACAUUACAGAAUAUCAGAGAAGCAGCUAGAGCGAGGCCUCAUUCUACAGUCGGGAUAAUGCUUGAUACUAAGGGCCCAGAGAUUAGAACCGGAAUGCUGGAAGGUGGAAAACCUAUUGAGCUGAAGGCAGGACAAACUUUGAAAAUAACAACAGAUUAUUCUGUGUUAGGUAACUCUGAUUGUAUCUCAUGUAGUUAUUCUCUUUUGCCUAAAAGCGUACAAAUUGGAAGUACUGUGUUAAUUGCCGAUGGUUCAUUAUCAAUGCAAGUGCUUGAAAUUGGUGAUGAUUUUAUUAACUGCAAAGUAUUGAACAACGUGACCAUCGGCGAAAGAAAGAAUAUGAAUCUUCCAGGUUGUAAAGUCCACUUGCCAAUAAUUGGCGAUAAGGACAAGCAUGACAUUGUGGAAUUCGCCCUUAAACACAAUUUAGAUUUUAUUGCCCUUUCUUUCGUACAGAAUGGAGCAGAUGUACAAUUAUGUAGACAAAUUAUUUCUGAAAAUACGCAUUACUCUGAUGGAAUUCCAAGUUCAAUUAAAAUCAUUUCCAAAAUUGAGAACCUGGAAGGUGUGAUUAAUUUUGAUAGUAUUUGCAGCGAGUCUGACGGUAUCAUGGUUGCAAGGGGAGACUUGGGUAUGGAAAUACCUCCAGAGAAAAUAUUUGUUGCUCAGAAAUGUAUGAUUUCGAAAUGUAAUGUUGCAGGCAAGCCAGUAGUUACUGCAACUCAAAUGCUUGAAAGUAUGAUCAAGAGUAAUCGGCCGACAAGGGCGGAAAUGACUGAUGUAGCAAACGCUGUUUUAGAUGGCUCAGAUUGUGUAAUGUUAUCUGGGGAAACUGCCAAUGGAGCAUUCCCAUUUGAUGCAGUGAAUGUUAUGUCUAGAGUUUGUGCUCAAGCUGAGACUUGUAUUGAUUAUCCUGUGCUAUAUCACGCAAUACAUUCCUCCGUUCCUAAACCUGUCGCUGUUCCCGAAGCAAUUGCUUGUUCUGCUGUAGAAUCAGCACAUGAUGUAAAUGCGAAAUUAAUUAUUACGAUUACGGAAACCGGGAAUACCGCAAGAUUGAUUUCAAAAUACAGGCCAAGCCAAACUAUCAUUGCUUGCACGGCAAAACCGGAAGUAGCUAGAGGAUUGAAAAUUGCAAGGGGUGUCAAGACUUAUGUCUUAAACUCAAUCCAUCAUAGUGAAGCAGUGAUAUCUAAUGCUCUAGCACUUGCGAAAGAAGAAAACCUCAUUGAAAGUGGGGAUUUUGCGAUUGCUGUGCAUGGUGUUAAAGAGUCUUGUCCAGGGUCGUGUAAUCUUAUGAAAAUAGUUAGAUGCCCUUGA